UCUGAAUUGAGCCACUCAGCCACCUAUCAACUUGCCGAAAGCGUGAUUUUGCUGAAAACGGAGGGUCAUUACAACCGGAGCAUCAAUGUCCUAAAUUCUUCCUUCGGGUAUUUCAGUGCACAGAUCGUUUAGAACCCUUGCUAGGGUUUAUCUCCUCCUUAUUACACACAUCUAUCUCUUUUUUUACAGAGCCUGGGCUAGGGUCUCUUUGGAAGAUACCAGUCGAUCAGUCGAUCAAUUAUUUUUCAUUUCUCCUUCUUUUUUUUUUUUUGGGAAUUUUCUGUUUUAUCUGAACUCGUUGAGAGUGAUUUUGAGAGAAACGAGGACUCGAUCAUAUGAGAUCCUCGGCGAGUACUCGGGCGUUCCUGAUUUGCUUGAUUCUAUGCUCGUCUUUGAAUUUCAUCAAUGGCGAGGAGCCCAAGAAAAAUAAAUUUCGGGACCGAGAGGCCAGCGACGAUGCCCUUGGUUACCCCGAUAUAGAUGAGGAUGCUUUGUUGAAUACACAGUGCCCUAGGAAUUUGGAGCUCAGAUGGCAAACCGAAGUUAGUUCUAGUAUAUAUGCUACCCCUUUGAUCGCCGAUAUCAACAGUGAUGGAAAGCUUGAUAUAGUGGUUCCUUCUUUUGUUCAUUAUCUUGAGGUUCUAGAAGGUUCUGAUGGAGACAAAAUGCCUGGUUGGCCUGCUUUCCAUCAGUCGACUGUGCAUGCCAGUCCUCUAUUGUAUGAUAUUGACAAGGAUGGCGUGAGAGAAAUAGCUUUGGCAACAUAUAAUGGUGAAGUCCUUUUUUUCAGAGUGUCAGGAUAUAUGAUGGCAGACAAAAUAGAGAUACCUCGUAGAAGAGUUAAUAAAAAUUGGUAUGUGGGUUUGGAUUCAGACCCAGUGGACCGAUCCCAUCCAGAUGUUCAUGAUGAGCUGCUUGUCGUGGAGGCUGCUGAGAAGAUGUCUCAAAAAAAUGGAAGUACACCUGAGUUGAACACUUCAGUAACUACGUCAGCAGAGAGUAAACUUGGCAUGGCAAACACAUCCAAUUCAGAGAAUGAAAGUAAAUCUAAUGGAAGUCAGAUAAGUAUACCUGAAUUGAACACUUCAGUUACAAAGUCAGCAGAAAGUCAUGUUAAUAUGGCGAAUGUGUCCAAUCAAGAGAAUGAACAGAAAAUGAAUGAAAGUCGAAUACAAUCCAACAUCAAACUGCCUACGAGUGAGGAUAAUUCUUCUGUAAAUACUGGGUCCGGAGGGACCAUCAAUGCACAGAAUGGGACAAACACUGGGAGACGGCUUCUGGAAGAUAACAACUCAAAAGAAUCACAGGAUGGUGGUUCUAAAUCCAAAGAGAAUAGUAAUGAGGAACUUCAUGUUGCAACUGUUGAAAAUGAUAAAGGUUUGGAAGCAGAUGCUGAUUCAUCCUUUGAAUUAUUCCGUGAGAGUGAUGAGUUAGCUGAUGAGUACAGUUACGAUUAUGACGAUUAUGUUGAUGAGUCUUUGUGGGGGGAUGAGGGAUGGACUGAACGGAAACACGAGAAAGUGGAGGAUUAUGUGAAUAUUGAUGCACACAUCUUGUGCACUCCGGUCAUAGCAGACAUUGAUAAAGAUGGGGUAUCAGAGAUGGUUGUUGCUGUUUCUUAUUUCUUUGAUCAUGAGUAUUAUGCUGACUCAGAGCAUUUAAAGGAUUUGGGUGGUAUUGAUAUCGAAAAAUAUGUAGCUGGUGCUAUUGUUGUUAUCAAUCUUGAUUCAAAGCAAAUUAAGUGGACUGCUGACCUAGAUCUAAGUACAGACUCUGGAAAAUUUCGCGCCUAUAUAUACUCUUCUCCAACUGUUGUUGAUUUGGAUGGUGAUGGGUAUUUGGACAUUCUUAUUGGGACCUCCUUUGGCUUGUUCUAUGUCUUGGAUCAUCAUGGCAAAGUGAGAGAGAAGUUUCCUCUUGAAAUGGCUGAGAUUCAAGGAGCUGUUAUUGCUGCUGAUGUCAAUGAUGAUGGCAAAAUUGAACUCGUGACUACUGAUGUACAUGGAAAUGUUGCUGCUUGGAAUACCAAAGGAGAGGAAAUUUGGGAAGCGCACAUUAAGAGUCUUGUUCCACAGGGGCCUACUAUUGGUGAUGUUGAUGGGGAUGGCCAUACUGAUGUCGUGGUUCCAACGAUCUCAGGGAACAUUUAUGUUCUCAGUGGCAAGGAUGGGUCACUUGUUCGUCCUUAUCCAUAUAGAACACAUGGCAGAGUGAUGAAUCAAGUUCUUCUUGUUGAUUUAAAUAAACGUGGCGAGAAAAAGAAGGGGCUCACUCUUGUUACAACAUCAUUUGAUGGUUAUUUAUACCUUAUAGAUGGACCCACUUCAUGUGCCGAUGUUGUUGACAUCGGUGAAACCUCAUAUAGCAUGGUCUUGGCAGAAAAUGUUGACGGUGGAGAUGAUCUUGAUCUUAUUGUGACAACCAUGAAUGGCAAUGUCUUUUGCUUCUCCACUCCUGUUCCACACCAUCCUCUCAAGGCAUGGAAGUCACCUUAUCAAGGAAGAAACAAUGUGGCUAUUCGGUAUAACCGCGAAGGCAUUUUUGUUCCACAUCCAUCAAGAGCUUUCCGUGAUGAGGAAGGCAAGAAUUUCUUUGUGGAAUUUGAGAUUGUAGAUAGAUACAGGGUCCCAUCUGGUUCUCAAGCACCUUACAAUGUCACGGCGACUUUGUUAGUUCCCGGCAAUUAUCAAGGUGAGAGAAGGAUAAAGCAAACUCAAAUAUUUGAUCGUCCCGGGAAAUAUCGGAUGAAGCUACCAACAGUUGGGGUAAGGACCACGGGGACUGUUUUGGUGGAGAUGGUUGACAAAAACGGACUCUAUUUCUCAGAUGAUUUCUCUCUCACAUUCCAUAUGUAUUACUAUAAACUGUUGAAGUGGCUGAUUGUCCUCCCGAUGCUUGGGAUGUUUGGUGUGCUUGUCAUCCUUCGUCCACAAGAGGCCGUGCCUUUGCCGUCGUUUUCACGGAACACCGACCUGUGAUGAUUACCCUAUAUAAAACGCUAUCGCUGCAUAAAGAUAACUUUUAUAGUUGUAUUUACCUGAACCAAGGCCAGAAACAUAGGUGACAAGGAAUUGUUCGAACGAGCAAGAGUUUUUUGAUAGCGAAGUUCAAAUGGGUCUCUUCAUCAGGCUGCAAGUGCAGUUGGCCUGAAUUUAAUUUGAGUUCUGAAUGGUAGAUCGUCGGAACUUGUAACAUAGAUUUGAGUCAUGGGCAAUUGAAUUUUAAUCCCAAAUCAUUUCUUGGCUCGCA
This is a messenger RNA of Corylus avellana, 3249 nucleotides long. It is a transcript of the gene DEX1, whose product is annotated as defective in exine formation protein (DEX1). Gene Ontology annotation, molecular function: protein binding. NCBI's taxonomy places the organism in Eukaryota, Viridiplantae, Streptophyta, Magnoliopsida, Fagales, Betulaceae. The record is from RefSeq and is a predicted model, not a curated record.